AUGUCUCUAGCGGGUUUGCGUAAGCAAUUUAAUAAAGCCAACCAGUUCAUGUCCGAGAAAAUUGGCGGAGCUGAAGGCACAAAGCUGGAUGAGGAGUAUAUUCAUUGCGAAAAGCAAAUUGAUGUGAUGUCAAAACUUAUUGAAGAGAUUAUUAAUAAAACACACGAGUUCUUACAACCCAAUCCCGCGACUCGAGCAAAGCUUGCAACCUUAAGCACUUUUAAUAAAAUCCAAGGCAAGGAUAAAGCGGCACCAUACCCACAACCUGAAGGACAACUUGGUGAUUGCAUGCUGAAAUAUGGAAAUGAACUGGACCAUGAAUCUUUAUUCGGUGAAAGCUUAAUUCAGGCUGGAAACGCUUUCAAAAAUUUAGAAGAUGUAAAGUAUAACAUGGAAGAUCAAGUGAAACGGGAAUAUAUAGAACCUCUGCGAGGUAUUCAAUCCGUUGAACUUAAGGAAAUCAAUUUCCAUCGCAAGAAACUUGAAGGUCGUCGUUUGGAUUUUGAUUGCAAAAAGCGAAAGAAAGAAAGCAAUCCACAGGCUGCCAAGGUUCUUGAAGAUGAAGUGAAAGUUGCCGAGGACAAGUUCCAGGAAUCAAAGGUCCUCGCGGAGACAGCUAUGGCCAACUUCUUGGCUUCAGAUUACGAACACAUCAGCGCUCUUGCAGAAUUCGUAGACGCACAGGCCAAUUAUUAUCGACAUGCUACGGAAAUUAUGGAAAAUCUGCACAAAGUCCUUCUUGAAAAGAAGGAUGAAGCACAAGCGCGAGGCAAACAGCCACACAUUCCAAAACCGGUUCAAAUAACGGGAACACUGAGCACCGGAGACAUUAACUCCAAGAAUGGAUCUCUGAGUUCACCAAGAACACCAAACAAGUCACCGGUGCCAGGAGGUUAG
Molecule: messenger RNA, 897 nt
Organism: Rodentolepis nana
Lineage: Eukaryota; Metazoa; Platyhelminthes; Cestoda; Cyclophyllidea; Hymenolepididae
Source: the annotation of a GenBank genome assembly